AUGGGGUCUCAGAAACGAAAGUCUCCGCGAAAUGCGGCUGCAGCGCCAAAUAAAAGCAACAAAGAGCUUUCGGGAAGUCAUGGGCCCGGUCGCAAAGCCGAGGCGGGCACUUUACAAUUCUUGAUAGCAGUGGGUGGUAUCUAUGGAUCAUUCAACAGAUCGAGUUUAACACCUUUCUCUACUAGUUUAACCUGGGCACUACUCCAGGAGCGCCUCACGACCACCCCGUACGGUCCUUUGACGGCACCUGAAUUCUUCAAGUUUCCUGUUGUUCUUAAUACAUUUCAGUCCCUCUGUGCUGCCCUAAUUGGCUGUGUUUACCUUCGCCUCACAACAAGUGGCGGCCCGAAGGCCCCGAUAUUCCCAAACUUCGGCAUAUUUUUGCCAUUACUGAUUGUCGCAAUCACAUCUUCACUUGCCUCGCCCUUUGGCUACGCCUCCCUUGCUCACAUAGACUAUAUCACAUUCACCUUGGCUAAGUCUUGCAAGUUACUUCCGGUUAUGUUUCUGAACAUUAGCCUCUUUCAGAAAAGAUACCCCAUAUAUAAGUACCUUGUAGUCCUGACCGUCACCCUUGGGGUAGCAGUCUUCACCCUCAAUACUGGAUCGGGAAAGAAGAAAACUUCCCAAGCUGCUCUGAAUCCUGACCGCAAUCGUGCAUGGGGGCUUUUACUCUUAGGCAUCAACUUACUUUUUGAUGGCUUAACAAACACGACACAGGAUUACAUUUUCCAAUCCUUUCAACCAUACAAAGGACCACAGAUGAUGUGCGCAAACAACAUAAUUAGUUCAGCCCUCACCCUUAUUUAUCUGACCUUCUCUCCCUAUCUAAUGCAGACAUGGAUUGGAGCGUAUCUUGGAGCCAAUGUCCCUUUGUCCAUGGGCGAUGGUGGAGGAGAGUUGGCAUCAGCACUAGCUUUCAUGGCACGUCAUCCAUGGGUCUGGCUCGAUGUAAUUGGCUUCGCCCUUUGUGGAGCUGUUGGUCAAGUCUUUAUCUUUUACACCUUAUCAACCUUUUCAUCGCUCCUACUAGUGACGAUAACUGUAACGCGAAAGAUGUUGACGAUGAUUCUCUCAGUUGUAUGGUUUGGCCAUACCCUUGCCCCGACCCAGUGGCUUGGAGUAAGUUUAGUCUUUGGUGGAAUUGGAGCGGAAGGUAUCAUGGCUCGGCGAGGGAAGUCUACUGGCAGCACAAAGACCCCGGCUACGACAAAGAAAGAGCUGUAG
This is a messenger RNA of Blumeria graminis f. sp. triticale, 1227 nucleotides long. Lineage: Eukaryota; Fungi; Ascomycota; Leotiomycetes; Helotiales; Erysiphaceae. The record is from the annotation of a GenBank genome assembly.